GCCCUCUGAAUCUCUUAAAUUGGUCGGUUUUCAAUGCUCUUCAUCUUCUCUCCUCUUUCUCACAAUCCAUUUAUUCUUCUUCUUCUUCUUCACGCAUUCUUCGUUUAUGCUCCAUUCCCAUUUCCAUGGCGAUCGAGGCCGUUUCUCCUGACAUUCCCGUUGUCGCAUUGAGCCCUAGAAUUUCAUUCUCUCACGAUUUCAUCCAUGCCGAAGCCAUUCCCGUUGAACAGCGCUCUAAUUCUCGAUCCAGUUCCUCUGCUUUCAAUUCCAGCUUCGAUUUCGAUUUUUGCAUUCGUGAAUGCUCCCAUCAGGAAUCCUCCUCCGCGGAUGAGAUUUUCUCUCACGGAAAAAUUUUGCCCCUCGAAAUCAAGAAGAAGUCGGAAGAGCCACAUCUGCGUGUCGAUCAGUCUUCUUUCUCUAAUCAUUCUCCUCCAUUGACGCGAGCGAAAUCGCUCGAUUCUAAUGCGGAGAAAUGUUUGAAGAAAGAUCGCUCGCCCAAGGAAAUCAAGGAGGCCGUCAGUAGUGAUUCUGAAGAGAAGCAAAGCUCGAAUUUCAAAUCAUUUUGGGGUUUCAAGAGAAGCAGUAGCUGUGGCUCUGGUUACACUCGCAGCUUAUGUCCAUUACCGCUUCUAUCACGAAGCAACUCCACCGGCUCUGCGCCGAAUAUUAAGCGAACGACAUUAUCAAAGGACGGUGUAACUCAAAAACAGAGCUCUCAUAGAAACGCGCCAAAAAAUUCACAACACUGUUCGUCUUCGAUGGGAUAUCAGAAACCUCCAUUGAAGAAGAAACUCUGUUGCUAAUCGAACAAAGUCAAAGCAAAACCCAUGUUGAACACUAAAAAAAUGGGGUGAUGGAGUUGAAUUAUUUAGAUAGGAAGAGGGAUGAAGAAGAUGAAGAUGGAUAAUGAAUGGUAGGAGACGAGAGAGCGGUGGCAUAAUUGAAGGCACAUGCAGGCUUCGGAAUAAGAAAGGACAGGUUAGGCAUUGCUGCUUUUCAUUGUUUGUCCAUUGCUCUUCACUUUCUGCUUUUGGUAUUUUCUAACACUCAGACACAUAAAUCUGAAUUUGGGUUCUGUCAUUUCUCUCUCUCUCUCACAUACAAAUCAGAAACAGUCUUCUUUUUGUGUCCGAAGUGUUUGUAUUUUGGCUUUGAAGGAAUAUCAAUGACGGUAGAGUGGAUCCAUUAUUCCCA
Messenger RNA from Cucurbita maxima (winter squash), 1194 nucleotides. RefSeq lists its product as uncharacterized. Bases 126 to 803 code for a protein of 225 amino acids. The transcript is spliced from 2 exons. NCBI's taxonomy places the organism in Eukaryota, Viridiplantae, Streptophyta, Magnoliopsida, Cucurbitales, Cucurbitaceae. The record is from RefSeq and is a predicted model, not a curated record.